AGAUAGUCGUGUACUUCCCCUCUCUGAAUCAAACACAGAACACACACUUCACUGCUUCUGUCGGUCACUUCGUCCAUAGCUUAGGGUUCACUUCCAGCUUCACGCCGCCGUGCCUUUCUCUACCAUGUGAUCUUCUCAGUUGGCCGGCGUUGUUACAGGGGAAGAGGAGAGAGAGAAGCUUCUGAGCACACUUUCAUGUUUUUUGAAAUCCAGAGGGAAAAGUAGAAGAAAAAAGUAAAAAAAAAAAAAGCCGGCUGGGGUUGUAUACUGGGAGUGCUCGGAGCUCCCUUUCAAUACUGUGAUACUUACCUUAUUAUAUAAUGCAUUCUUGCACUUCCGUGUCUUUGGACCUUAUUUUUCACUUGGGUUUUGCUAAUAAUUCGAGUUUGAGGCCUUUUAGAAGAUCAAGACUUUGUCUUUCUCAGGAAAGAGGCAUCAUAAAACCAGAAAAUAGGCACGACAAGGGCACUUUUACAGAAUACAACAAGUUAGGCACCAAGGAUGAUCUUCUAAUUUCCCAUUCUCCUGUAGCCCAGCAAGAUAGCCUACCUCCUUUAGUUAGUGCAUUGAAAGCUUCAGCUGAACAAAAAGUUGCCAGCUUUCACUUCCCUGGGCAUAACAGAGGUCGUGCUGCCCCACCAUCAUUAACUCAAAUAAUUGGUUUAAAAUCAUUUUCCCAUGAUUUGCCUGCGCUUCCAGAGCUUGACAACCUGUUUUCUCCUGUGGGGCCUAUUUUAGAAGCACAAAGACAAGCAGCCAAACUCUUUGGGUCAUCAGAGACAUGGUUUCUUGUUGGGGGUACGACUUGUGGAAUACAAGCAGCAAUAAUGGCAACUUGUUCUCCUGGAGAAUUUCUAAUUCUUCCUCGGAAUACCCAUUUAUCUGCUAUAUCUGCCAUGGUAUUAUCUGGUGCACGACCCAAGUACAUCAUUCCUCAGUAUGAUUUUAAAUGGGACAUCGCCGGAGGCGUGACUACAUCACAGGUAGAGCAAGCAGUCAAGGAGCUGGAGAUGGAAGGUCAAAGGGCAGCUGCAGUAUUUAUCACUUCCCCCACAUAUCAUGGUAUAUGUAGCAACUUGACUGAAAUUUCCCAGCUGUGUCAUUCCCAUGGUAUUCCUUUGAUUGUUGAUGAGGCUCAUGGGGCACAUCUUGGAUUUCAUCCCCAGCUUCCCAAUUCAGCCCUUCAGCAAGGAGCUGAUCUUGCAGUACAGUCCACUCACAAAGUUUUAUGCUCUCUCACACAGUCCUCAAUGCUACACAUGUCGGGGAAUAUGGUAGAUCGUGAAAGAAUAUGUAGAUGUCUCCAAACUCUUCAAAGCACUAGCCCUAGUUAUUUGCUUUUGGCAUCAUUAGAUGCUGCUAGAUCUCAAUUAAGUGAAAAUCCCGAUACUAUUUUCAACAGAGCAAUGGAAUUAGCCUUUGAGGCUAAAUACUUGAUAAAGGAAAUACCAGGCAUUUCAGUGCUUGACCUUGCAAGAUUUUCUAACUUUCCAGCCAUUGAUCCUUUGCGACUUACUAUUGGUUUUUGGCAGCUUGGUUUGUCUGGUUAUGAAGCUGAUGAAUUCUUGUGCAGAGAUCAUGGGAUCGUUUGUGAACUUGUUGGGAACCGAUCUAAUACUUUCACAAUCAACCUUGGAACUAGUAGAGAUGAUAUUCAGAUGCUUAUAUUAGGAAUAGAGCAUCUAGUAGGAAUUACUGCACCGAUUGAUGGAGAAAAAGGGUAUGGGGAGUUUGAUGGUUAUACACCCUUCGCAGAUAUCAAAAUGAGUCUGAUUCCCAGGGAUGCCUUUUUUGCAAGUAAAAAGAAAGUCGGUAUAGGAGAGAGCCUUGGGAAAGUUUGUGGGGAGCUUAUAUGUCCAUAUCCGCCAGGGAUACCGGUUAUGAUCCCUGGUGAGGUUAUUACAGAGAAAGCUUUGGAGUAUCUACUGGAUGUUAGAAGCAAAGGUGCUGUUAUAACUGGAGCCUCUGAUACUUCCCUAUCUUCUAUAGUAGUUUGCAAUGUGUAGUUCAUUACUGAGUAGAUGUGCAUCUAGCUGCCAAAUCCUUGCUUCAGCUUAAGGUAGUGGCCGGGCACAUGAAGCCGGGAGUACUCUCGUGUAGCAUGUAUGCGCAUGCCCGCCACUGAUACUAGCAAUCACCACCACUAUAAAUCUAUACCUUUUUCCAUUAAAUCUUUUGAAGAGCGUUGGAGAAUGACUUUCCUUUCCCUUUUGAGUAUUGGCCCUGAUUUUUACAGCGUCAUCCAAGGUACUUAACCAGAAAUUAGGUAAAUGAAGUCUGCCCGAAACUUCGUUACAUGAGAGGUACAUCUGUUCUCCUUAAGUUACAUAAGAAGGGAGGGAUUACUUCAUUUCCUGUGAGAGCAAGGCAGUAGUUUCUGGCAUAGUUUUGAAUUCCGUUCUGUUUCAGCCACGAUCGGAAUAUUCCGUUUCUGUGUAGUAUCCAAUUCACUAUAUUUCCAUUCUGUUUUGUUCUAAAUUCCAGCCCAUUUUGGCCCGUUCUGGUCAAUUUCGAUCAUGUCGACUGCAAUUUUGCAUCUUGGACUAUAUUCCGGUUUGGACUGUUUUAAUGGCAGAUUUGUAAUUUUUUCUAGUUUGGAUGACAUUUUUGUAAAUUCUAAAUCUAGAAGACACUCAUGUAAUUUUAAAAUCAAAAAGCCAUUUAUAUAAUUUUAAUCUUUUUGGAAUAUUAAA
This is a messenger RNA of Juglans regia (Persian walnut), 2693 nucleotides long. RefSeq names its product arginine decarboxylase-like. NCBI's taxonomy places the organism in Eukaryota, Viridiplantae, Streptophyta, Magnoliopsida, Fagales, Juglandaceae. Gene Ontology annotation, molecular function: catalytic activity. The record is from RefSeq and is a predicted model, not a curated record. Bases 321 to 2006 code for a protein of 561 amino acids. The transcript has 5 exons.